This is a messenger RNA of Engraulis encrasicolus (European anchovy), 1855 nucleotides long. Its product is annotated as class I histocompatibility antigen, F10 alpha chain-like. The transcript has 8 exons. Gene Ontology annotation, cellular component: external side of plasma membrane. Bases 127 to 1188 code for a protein of 353 amino acids. The record is from RefSeq and is a predicted model, not a curated record. Gene Ontology annotation, biological process: immune response. NCBI's taxonomy places the organism in Eukaryota, Metazoa, Chordata, Actinopteri, Clupeiformes, Engraulidae.
UGGCUAUUCAGUGCCAGGGAACUGAACACAUGACUUCAUAGCGCUUCUUUAUGCUUUGGAUUUGCGUUUCUGAACCAGACCAGUGCAGAGCCAAACGGAGAGGACUAGAUAGGAUCCUUCUCAAAUAUGGUGAAAAUGGGGUUUCUAAGCCUCGUCGCUGUUCUGUGCUGCGCGCACCUUGCGUAUGGAGAAAUCCACUCUAUGAAGUACUUCUACACUGCAACUUCAGGGAUUCAGACGUUUCCAGAAUUUGUCACUGUGCUGCUGGUUGAUGGACAGCCUGCCUCGUACUAUGACAGCAACAUCCGCCGAGAGACGCCCCGCCAGGACUGGAUGAAGAACGCUGUUGACGCUGACUACUGGGACAGAGGAACCCAAAUUAGCAUUGGAGACGAACAGUCCUACAAGGCUAAUAUUGAUAUAGCCAAGCAAAGAUUUAACCAAACAGGGGGUAUGCAUUCAGUUCAGAACAUGUAUGGCUGCCAGUGGGAUGAUGAGACUCAUGUCAUAGAUGGAUAUGAUCAGAAUGGUUAUGAUGGAGAAGACUUUGUUACUCUUGAUCUGAAGAACCUGCGCUACAUUGCCACAACACCAGAGAGUCAACUCACAGUAAACAAGUGGAACAGUAACCCAGGUCAACUUGCCUAUGACAAACAGUACUACACACAGAUCUGCAUUGAGUGGCUGAAGAAGUAUGUUGAGUAUGGGAGCAGCACUCUAGGAAAGAAAGUGGCCCCUGAGGUCUCCCUGCUCCAGAAGGGCCCUGAGGUGGCGUGUCAUGCCACAGGCUUCCACCCAGACGCUGUCAUGAUCACCUGGAAGAAGGAUGGAGUGGAGGUGGAUGAUGACGUGGAUGUGGGGGAGACUCUGCCCAACGAGGAUGGAACCUUCCAGAAGAGAUCCGUGCUCACCAUCUCACCUAAGGAGAGGACAAAGACUCAGUACUCCUGUGAAGUCACCCACAAGAGCGGACUCAUUGAGAAGAUCCUUGAUGAAGCUGAGCUGAAAACCAUCACACCAGGCUCAGGCCAGGCCCCAGUUGGCAUCAUCAUUGGAGCAUUUCUGGGUUUCCUUGCACUGAUUGCUUUAAUAGGAGGGGCUGUUUGGUACAAGAGGAGGAAUCCUGGCAAUGGCUUUGUUGCUGCUAAAACUGGAGAAAAUAGCUCUCGUUCAUCAGAUGAGGCAUAAGGGUUGAUGCUUCUGGAGAUGAAAGGAAGACAGCCAGACAGCUUAACAAAUCGGAGUUGAGAGUUGAUGUGGAGUCGAGGUCUACAAAUGAUGGUUUGAUAUGCACUUUUAAGUCAACAGAAAGAUCUUUAAUGGAAUUCAGUUUCAUGAAGUGCAAAGUGAAAACAACCUCCAAAGCAUUUAAAUUAGAAGUCUACAUGGCUUUCAGGGAAAUGCAGACUUAUUUUGUACAUUAAUUAUUGGUUUUGUUUGAUAUAUUGCUAGAUUUUUUUUUUGCUUUGUUUCAGAACAGAUAAGGCUGUAACUAUGACUGUUUAAAUUCUUUAUGUUCCCUUGACAGUCUAUAUGUAUCAGUAGGCUUUGUGAAGGAAUUUUAGUUGUUUUGUUGCUGACUAUAAUGAAUGAACUAUUUGGUAACCUGUAAACCUUUUCUUUUUAUUUGUCCAUUGGGCAUACGGUGUGUUUGAUUAUGGAACUACCUGGAUUUUAGCAAUAUUUUUGUUCUUACACUUACUUGAUUCUUAUAUCAACAUUUAGGUCUUAUUCAGAUUGACAUUGAACAUUGACAUGUUUCUAUGGGCAUUUUCACACCUAGUCCCCUUUAUAAGUGAACCAAACUCAGUGGACCAAAAAGUGAACCGACAGCAAAAGGACUUUUUGUUCAUAU